Messenger RNA from Orbicella faveolata, 6463 nucleotides. RefSeq lists its product as uncharacterized. NCBI's taxonomy places the organism in Eukaryota, Metazoa, Cnidaria, Anthozoa, Scleractinia, Merulinidae. The record is from RefSeq and is a predicted model, not a curated record.
CCAAGGAGGGAUGUCUAAGAGCGGGGUGGGGGACCAGAAAAAAAUUACGCAAGAUGAGCGGAUAGCUUAAUACUGGAAAGUGGGAAAAUAAACAACUUUCACUCGGUAUUAAAUCACUACAAUCUCUGACUAAGUUAGUCUGAGCAGCAUUUCUUUCGGAUAUUUGAUUUAUACACUUUGCAUUGGGUGACAAUUUCCGAUUAUUCCAGGGAUUAUUUAUCACUUGCAAGCAUUAAUUUAUGGAGAAUGGAAAGCGGGGACGCAUCACUUUAUCAGCAGAGAUUUGAAAGACCCAGAACAAGAAAGGACUAAAGCUUUUAAUUUUUGACCGGAAAUUGAAAACUUAAAACUACUGGUCAGCGGCAUCAUUCUAAAAAUAACAAAUUCUGACCGCAGCAGCUCACCGGAAAAGCAGCGCUAAAUUUUCCGCUUUCUGUUCAGAGGGGAAUUCGUUGACAUUCUGGUUUCGUUGGAGGUAAAAUUCUGGUUUCGUUGGAGGUAAACCACUUGUCUUUAAUUCGCAGUGCUUUCAUUCUAAAGGGAGUCACUCAUAUUAGAGGUGAUUUGACAACACUGUUUUCCAUUGGAAACUUGGUGCCUUUUCAUUUUACAAGAUGUCUGAAAUUGUGGAUUGUAUAGCUUAUGUUGUUCAGAAAUCAUGUUGGAGCCUGGGUGUAUUUGCACUGUUUGUCGCCAAACGGUUGGCAGAUUUGUUUGGACUAAUAUUCAAUGUCCUUGCCUGUCUCACCAUCAUCCGAUUGCCAUAUAUGGUACUUCAGUUUAUCAAGAUGGAUGCAUGGUGGAAAUGGCGGUGUGUUGGGUUGGUCCAGCUCAUUUUCUUUUUGAUUGAUGUUCCAUUCAUUCUCAUGGGUUUGUUUAUGAUCCUGUUUACUGCUGGUUUUAUUCUCAUACCAGUCAUCCGUGAAAUCAGGGAUGAUGUCAACAUCAAAGAUUUAACACAUGGUGAGUAUGGAAUCUAUGGUUUGGCAGCAUUUCAGCUUCAUGCAAUAAUUGGAAAGAAUUUUUUUCGCCUUAUCUGUGACAUCCUCUGUGCGCCCUUGGCAGUAAUUUGUUUCUUCUCAUGGAGAUGUUGCAUUUUUCUCAAGAAACUCAGGAAAAAGGAUUACAAAUGGCAAGAUUUUGGUUGGAGGAAAAUUUGUAUCAUACAGUUUUUGCAGCUCCUGGUCGAUAUCCCUUGCAUACUGACCGGCCUACUAGUUAUGCUCACAUGGCGUGCCCCAUUUUUGGCCAAAUCAGUGCUAAAGUUGAAAUGCGAUGGUAAAAAAUGGAAUCGUUGGAGAUUUGAAGUUUUUCCAGAGUUUAUGCUCAUCUUCAUCGACUUUGUUUGCCUGAUUCUUUUCACUGUGACAGUAAUAACAUGGAGAGCACCUUUUAUGAUCAACAAACUUUAUCAUGCAGAGAGAACCCAAUGGAACUUUCGUAAAAUAAUUGGUGAGCAAGUGCUGUUGAUAUUUGUAGACAUUCCCUGCAUUCUCUGUGCCCUGAUUGUGUUUGUUACCCUGUGGAGAGUUCCUAACUUCAUCAGAAACUGGAAAAGCAAUCAAUGGGAAACUAGGAAAAACUGUGUUUGCCAGGCAGGCAUGCUUUUUCUUGACUUUGGCUGUUUCCUUUUGACAUUGGUUGUCACAGUAACCCUUUGGAGAAUCUAUCCCUUAAUUUGUGAUGUCAGAAAGUAUCUUUCAAGACCCAGAGAAGAGCAAUCUUGGAAGAUUCGAAAGGCCAUCUGUAAGAAUGUGGCAUUAUUGUUUGUGGAUAUACCAGCCAUUUUUCUUUGUUUUAUUACUCUAAUAACAAUUGUUCGCUUUCCCAAGCUUUUGUCCAAGCUUAUCCAGGCAGGAAACUUUUUUAUGGAGUUUGCUAUUACAGUGUAUUUUGAAACUGCCAUGUUGGUUUUUGAUAUUUUUUUCAUCAUCUUGUUCGUGUUGUUGAUGUGCCUGAGGCCCAUACAGAGCUGGGUCCAUCUACUGGAGGAUGAGGAACAUAAAAAGAACCGCCUUCUGAGACACUACAUGCAGUGGGUCCCAGACAUUUUAGAAAAGCGCUUCCAAAUGCGGAGAGAAAUGGAGGGCAUUUUUUCAACAUGUCUAAAGAAUCGGUCCCAAGAGUCAAAACUCAGGGAACAUCUGGAAGUGAUCAUGGAAAAUUAUCUGGAGAAAUUAGAAUGGAUUCGAGGCAAGAUAAGGAAGUACGAACUUGAUGAAGGAUUCAGUCAUUUGAUCAACAUGGCAAACUGGUGGGAGAAGAAGCGAGUCAACAAGCUACUGCGCCUGUACAGAUGUGAACUGAAUUUUUUGCUUCACCCAAAUAUUUCCACCCAUAAUCACAACCUCUCGAAAUUUAGAAACGAGAUGAUCCGGUUUGAGAGUCACGUGACCGAGCAGAUUCGCGCCAUUGAAAAGUACGCCGUUCCUAAAGUGCCGCUGUGGAGUGAGGAGUGCGGGCUCAGGACCCGCACGCGCAAGGAAACUCAGCAAGUGCUGAUCAAGUGUCUUCCAAGUGGAAGGUUUGUGCUUACACUUCUCAUACUGCUGAACUUGGCUUUGAUAUACCGCGGGCCCUCCCUGUUGAAGAACCUCUGCCGACGCUGGUAUGACCGUAGAAGUAUAGUGUUCAAUUCCUGCAAGGAAUACCUCUACGAUUUCAUAACCAUUUGUAGAAUCUUACUGGUCGUUAUUUUCUUGUACCGCGCGCCGUUUUUGAUUACCGACAUAACACGAGACAUCGUCUUCAAGCAGAGUUGGAGAGCUGUGCGCGAGACCGUGGAGAAAUACCCGCCCAUGAUUGGAGAAGAUCUUGUUGAACUUGUGAGCUGUGUUCUUAGUUGGGAAAGUGUCCGGUUUCUCUUCACAGCGCUUCUGUUUGGCCUUCUGAUGCCGGCCGACUUAUUCUUGACGAUCAUGAAGUUCUUAUGCUCUAAGGACUGCGCCAUUUUUAUGACAGCCGUCUUGUACGUUAUUUUCAUGGCGUUACCGUUCCUCAUCCCGUUUUACGUCAGUAAAAAAGUAGAGCCGAGCAACCUCACGAUCGUCAUCGGAGCUUUCGCUCUCGUUCUACUCAUAGCUUUGGUUGUUAUGGUUAUCGUUCUGCUCAAGAAUAGAAAUCCCGUGACCAACAGACGAGAUCAAGAAGAACCACUCUUAAUUCAACCAGCGCCCUACGACUACGUUCGUUUCAACUGGACAAACAUUCACGUGAUUGUGUUUGAAGUCGUGGAAUUUCUCCAGCUACUGGCGUUGGUGUUUAUCAUAAGUGACAUUCCCAUGCCUGGCGCUAGUGCCCUCAACACUGUGUCACAAUACCUGCUGUUGAAUUUCGCUUCGUUCGACGCGAAGCUCUGGCUCACCUUCAUCAUAUUCGGGAUUUGGUUCUUCUGCUGUGGCGCGCCCGUGAUCCUAGAAAGUGUCCUGGAGUAUCAGCCCAAGGGAUCAUGCGCAAAACACGUUGGUUGGACUCUCUUUCUCUCCCUGUUUGCCAACACUUUGUUUGUGACGAUUGUGGAAAGUUUCUUGGCCUUCGUAGCCUGCAAGUCUGGUGACUGCCCGGAGAUCAAUGCCAAUAUGAGCGCGAAUAUUUCAACUCAGAAUGACUGUUUGCCCGCUGUUCUCUAUGAAGACCCCAGCGUGGAAUGCUGGGAAGGGAGUCACAAAGCGAUCGCCUUGCUAGGGCUGCUGGGAUUGGUGUGGUACUCAACAACCGCCAUCAUUUUUGGAACCAAAUACGGUGAUGUAGAUCACCCGAGCCAAGAUCUGAAAUUCUCUCCCGUCUACAACAUUUUUCUUAACUUUGUCAAAGCCUUAAUGGUUGGAGUCGUUGUUUUAGCAGUAACAAAGCCAAUGGUGGUGCUGGGCUUUCUUCUACUAGCAAAUGUGGCUGCGAUUAUUUUCACAUUGACGUUCAAAAGAAUUUUCGGCUUCCACCUGUCUAAUUCCUUGGUUUUAGUCAUCUGGCGAGCCGUGACUUUCAUCUGCGCUGGACUGGCGGCAAUAUCGGCUCUUCUGGCUAUAGUGCGAAAUGAUCCGGACUCCAUUGUUCCUCUGGUCAUCUUCUUAGGCGGGUGUGCCGUGAUUGUACUCGUAGCCUUCGUUGUGUCAAUGUGCCUGAGACAUCGAAGAACUCCCGUGGAAAAUGAGAGGAGGGCAUUUCGUCAACAGCUGUUGGCGUUGGAAUCAAAACUGGUUCAGGAAAACUACAUGAUCAACUCCUGGGCCAAGGGACGUGCCCAGUGGCGGAGACUGGUAUCGAACGUCUACGAAGCGCAGAAAGCUGACCGCAGGGUCUCUCCGUCAGUAUGGUCACACCUUGAAAUACCUGCACCUCAACCACCCCCAGAGGAAACGGGCAUGUCUGAGUCAGGGCCUAGUACUUCAGUUCCCCUUCCCCCUCCCCCUGCGUAUGAUGAUCUGUUUCCUAACAUCAUGGGACCUUAUGGUGUGCCUCACAUCUCCCCUCCCCCAUACACCGAGGAGACGGAUGACGUCGUUAUAGACAUGGGCAGGGAUCCAUCCUCCCCUCCCUCACUCCCUCAGGCUUCAGAGGAACCCAGAUCUGAAGACCAGCCAUCUUUAGACGGGACGCCAGAGUUCUCCUUCAAAGAUUCUGCCAGUAACCUGGAGGCUGCCGAACAGGGAGAGUUCUUUGGCAUUGUUCCAGCCGUGUCUACUCCACCGUACUAUGCAGCAGAUGUGUACAGGGACACUUUUUCUUCCACGCCAGACAAUCGUGACGAGUGCAAACUGUGGGACAUCAACAGCAUGGAAUGUAACGGAACAAACCUGCUGCUUGUGCUGGAGGGUUACAUCCAUUACUCUGCAUUCUCGUUCUCGUUCAUUCUUCAGCUUUCACUUUGGCGUUCCGCCGUCCGAGCUUGCGACUGGACUGGACUGCUGCACUGCUUAAAAGUCCUAGAGGGUAGUCUAAAUGGAGAAUUUAACAACCCCACACAAGUCGAUAUCUCAUUGGCUAACGUGGAUGUUCCAUUACUGGAACUCGAGCCAGAUAUCGACACUGAAGAACCGCCAUUUUACGAACCUGAAUCGCGGGAUCCCGAAGUUAUCCGAACCCAAUCCGAUGCUGAACGAACCCGAGCGCUUAACGACGUCAAACAAGUGGGUGCGUUCGGUGAGCAGUGGGCAGAGCUACUAGACAAGCUACUGCCUACUAAACCGGUCAUACGAAAAUGGCUGUGGGAUGAAGAACUGGGAGGCUUUCAUGUUUACCUACGGAGGUCCAUUCAGGGGACCAUAACAGAGGUGGGGCCCAGAGGAGUAAAGAUGGCGAGGGGAGCCUCGAUUGCACUGCCGAAACACAUCAAGGGGAGGUUAUCAGGUACCAGAAUCACUUUUGAUAAAGGCUGUGAGCCAAAAGGGAAAAAGGGGCCUGUUUCCGUAGCAGUAGCUGAACUGGGAAUUGUGAAAAUUGAAGAGAAGAUAUACGUGACAGCUCAGGAAAAGAAGCUGCCUUAUGACAAGGCUCUGGGUAGCAUGAAGACUGUCAAGUGGAAAUAAUUUGAUCGCCUGGAAUAAAACUUUCAUGUGGAGGUGAUUGUGUGAAAGACGUGAAAGUGGUGCUCAAAGUGCAAGCGUCACGCUAAUUACGUAAUGACCUACAAUGUAGAGGAUGCUUCGCGUCACGCAGGUCACACAAUCGCCCAUGUUUUUGGCUUAGGGAAAUUCUACCCGCAACAAUUUUAGCAAAGUUCGAGAAAAAUAAGGAAAACGCAGGUAAAUAAAAAAAGCAACAUGCAGUUUAGCUGAGAGAGCAUUAAGCUGAGAAGCUAUCAAAUGGUCAAGUAGAGAAGACUGGGUGGUUUCCGGAAGCUAGAACAGUGAUUGUAUGCGCAGAAUUUAUCAUUAAUUAAACACAAUAGUACACAACGACAGUGAAAAAAAAAAACAAUUCAGCCAAUAGGGAAGAAUAAAACUGACAUUUCACCAAGCAGAAAAAGGGCGGAAUAGCUAUGUUUUCAAAAAACUACCACUGCCAGUGGUCAGAAUGGAGAAUUUACUUGUAGAAUUUAUUCUAGCUAACUGAAUAACAAAAGAAGUUGAAUUAUUUUUUAGAUUUGACAUAUUUUUAAGUGAAAUAACUUAAAGUAAGAUUAGAUUUCAGCAUUUACAGUAAUCCUAAAAUUAAUGAUUGUGCUCAAAAACAAAAGACAUAAACAUAAUUUUUAACGAAUUGCGGUCGUUUCGCCCGAGAGUCAGUUUGACAAGAAAUAAACAUGAUUUAUGUAAUUUUGUUUCAUAAUGCCCGCAAUGUUGUCAAUUUCACUCGUGUAGUUAAAGAGAAAGAAUUUGACUCAUCCUCUUUGAACUUUCUGAACAUACUUUCAGAACUUUGUAGAACAUACUAGCCUACUUUAGUUAUAUCAAUCAAUCUUUAUUUGUACUCAGUCUUGCUAAAGAAAAAAUUACGAUUUCAAUGAAAAUAUUAAAAGUAAAAA